UUCAGUCCAAUCCUACCAAAUAUGUAAUGAUCCAUCACCAAGUAAAUACUUUAACGAAUUUGAAUGUGCUACAACAACAUGGUUUGUUUACGGGGGAAGUACAGAAUGCGAUGGUUGUUGUAUCACACGCAACAUGACAAUUUUGGAACCUGGAAGAAUUCUUGUACAAGAUACUACAACCAUAAAUGGAAUAACUACUCCUAAAAUAUACGAAAUUAAGCGAUAUGGAACGCAACCUAUUUUUUUCUCUGAUAAUGACCCAAAUCCUUUUGUAUUGAUUGAUACAGAUUGUAAGAAAUACUGCGUAAUUUACGAUUACAAGAAUGGUGAUGUACAGACGUUCACUGAUAAAGCACAACAAAAGCCUAAUUUUCAAAGUGGUUUGUAUGGUGUACAAAAAUGUGGUAUUGAAAUGUUCGAUUAUAAUCCUAAAGAAGCUUGUAAAGGUGUAGAAACUUAUCAGUAAAAUGUGUGUAUAUUGAUUUAUAUACGUUAUAUACUGUAUAUGUACUUAAAAAGCGAUUGUAAAGGAACUUGAUUUAAUGAAUAAUAUGUAAUAAUGUAGUACAACAAUUUAUAUAGUCGUAUAAUAUAUAACAAUAUAUGGUGGUUUCUUUUC
Onthophagus taurus is the source of this 619-nucleotide messenger RNA. RefSeq lists its product as uncharacterized. Lineage: Eukaryota; Metazoa; Arthropoda; Insecta; Coleoptera; Scarabaeidae. The record is from RefSeq and is a predicted model, not a curated record.